Cuscuta epithymum is the source of this 1201-nucleotide messenger RNA. The record is from the annotation of a GenBank genome assembly. Lineage: Eukaryota; Viridiplantae; Streptophyta; Magnoliopsida; Solanales; Convolvulaceae.
GUCUCAUAAUAUCCAAACCUCAUUUAAAAACACUCAUCAGUCGGAUUCAGCACCAAUUAUCUCGGAGCUUUAGAGCUUAGCUUCCUUAAUUAAUUAACUUCGAUCUCUUAGUUAGUUAGCAAAGCUAAUUUCAUAAUUAAUCCGAUAUUUCCAAGCUAGAUAAUUAAGUCGUCCUCACACACAUACGUAGUAUAUAUAUACAAAUGGGAAGCGAAGCAGAAGGGACGCGAUCGUCGCCGGCCGUGGCCCGCGCCGGCAGCGGCGAGGAUCUGUUCGAGAUCACGGCGGUGGAGGAUAUGAGCGCGACGAAGUCAACGGAGGAGACGGACGACGACUACGACUGCCGGAGCAGCUUGUUUUCGUACGACUUCCUGAGCGACUGCAACCGGUGCGUCGCCGGCACGUACGUGGUCGUGCGGAGUGAGCCGAAAAGUGAGGUGGACGCCAGCAUGGACGCCCUGCUGUGGGCCCUCGCCAAUGCCGUGCACCCUCUGGCGUCUUCCAUGGUGUUUCUGGUUCACAUAUUCCCCGAGACCAAGUUCGUCCCUUCUCCAUUGGGGAUGAUUCCAAUAAGCCAAGUGAAUCCAGAGCAGAGAAAGAAGUACAAAGCUCAGGAAAGAAAUAAGAGGAGAGAGUUCCUUAAGCAGUUUCUUGAUGUGUGCUCAGCUUCAAAGGUUAAAGUGGAAACCAUAGUUUUAGAGAGUGAUGCAGAAGCAAAAGCAAUAUUGGACCUCAUUCCUCUAUGUAACAUCAGAAAGCUGAUUCUGGGCAGUUCUAAGGCAAACCUGAGGAGAACAAAGUAUAAAAAGGGGGGUAGCACAGCUAAUAAGAUAAUGCAAAAUGCACCAGAAUUUUGUGAUUUUAAGAUCAUAUGUGAAGGCAAUGAAGUUGCAAUAGAGGAGAACUUGUUUGAGUCUCCUGCUCCAAGCCAAAGAAGCCAGAGAAGUCAAAGAAGUCAAAGAAUUACUGUUGAGAGUCCAUUAUCUAAUCUUAGCCAAAGGCAAAUGCAGAAUGAAUUGGAACAUAAUUCUUCUCGAUGUUUCUGUUUCUAAGCCAAAUUGUUGCAAUUUAGUCAAUUUACUCAUGAUGAUCGGAGUUGUUCAUUUCAGAAUUUGUACAAAAUCAUGAAUUUGAUCGAACUGGUCGUUUCUUUAAUUUUCGUUUCAUAAUAUUGUCCCAUAAAACUUAUCUCUCUUUCAAC